UACUUUGGCAUAAUUCUUUUGUUAUCAAUUCAAGCUUUAACAAAGCUAAGUUGUUCCACUUGAGCAGACACCAGAAUUUUUUCAUUUCGAAAAAAAAAAACAAAAAAGACACCGGCAUUUUUACAACAUCCAAAGACAAAGUCCUAGGAUAAGAAGUGGGAAGGGGGGAACUCCAAUCUCUUGCAUUGCACAUUUUUGUUUGUACCUUACUUGUGUCAUCUUCAUUGUUGCUACCCUACCCAUGAUCUUGGAACUGAGAUGCCACAUUGACUAACAUUACAUUAGAUCUCAAGUUGAAGUCUUUGAGGGUACCCAUUACUCCCACAAUCAUGGGUGGUUUGAGUCUGAGGGAAUCGUGGUGUUUCUGCAAAGGGGUGAGCAAGUCUGAGAGAAUGAAAGCUGCAAUCUUUACAGGGAAGGGUCAAGCCAUAGCCACAAUAACAACCACUGCACCAAAUGGGGUUUCCGGCACCGGAUUUUUGAUCCACCGGAACCUUCUCUUGACCACUCACGCCAACCUCCCCUCGGUGGUCGCCGCCGACAGCUCCGAGAUCCGGCUGCAUAAUGCUGUUGCUGCCACUCUUGUUCCUCAGAGGUUUUUCAUAACAAGUUCUGUAUUAGAUCUUACAAUUGUGGGUUUAGACGACGUGGAUGGAGACUCGAAUGCACCGGCUCAGUGCCCUCACUACUUGAAGACCAGUUCCAAAGCCAAUCUGGAUCUGGGAAGUGUAGUUUACCUUCUAGGCUACACAGAUAAACAUGAGCUCACUGUUGGUGAAGGAAAGGUGGUCAUAGCUACAGACAAUCUCAUUAAACUGUCAACUGAUGGAAUUCAAUGGAGUCCAGGUUCUGCAGGUUUUGAUGUGCAUGGCAACCUAGCUUUUAUGAUAUGUGAUCCUAUGAAAUUAGCCACAUCACCAAACACUAAAUCGCCUUCAACUUCUUCAUCAUCAUCAUCCUCUUGGAAGAAAGAUCUCCCUAUGCAAUUCGGCAUACCGAUUCCUGUCAUAUGUGAUUGGUUAAACCAGCAUUGGGAAGGCAACCUCGAUGAGCUUAAUAAGCCAAAACUACCAAUCAUGCGACUCAUGUCCAACGGCCCAAAGAGCGAGCACUCGUGUGCUUCCUUCACCCUGCGGCAGGUUUUCAAGUCAACCGAAGGCAACGAGGAUGGCACCCCAUCUUCAUCAAACAAUGCCUCAAAGGCAAGAGAUCAGGGACCAAGCUCUUCUGCUGUUACCAACACAGUCGAAGAAGAAAGCUUGACCACUAAUCCAAAUGCUGCACAUGUACAGGGAAUUCCCACUCCAGAAAUAUACGAAUCGCCGAGAGUAACUGCGGUGCCACUAAGACGAAAAGAAAACACACCAAUGCAGCUUUUGGACAUCAAUUUUCCUCCGAGGUCUUCCAAGCCUGCAGUUUUUCCACAGUCAUCCAAACCAAAGUCUGCUGAAAAUCACGCCAGAGAACCUUUGCCUGAAAACCAAGUAGCAGGAGAACAAAACACUCACACAAGGCCAACAACUCCUAUCCCAGAAGUUUCCUCAACAGGCUCUGUAAAUGGCGCAGCCGAAAGCGAGGUCCAGUCUAGCUCAUCUCCCGUGGAAGUAGCUGGGAUGAUGCAAAACGGAUACAGCAGCGAAGGAGAGACCAUGUACUCGGCGGAAACUGCCGAGAGCCGCAACUACACGAGCCCCAGGGAGUUGAAAUUUCAACAAGUGGGAAGGAGCCAGAGUUGUGUUAGUUACAAUAGGUGGGGUGCUACACCUAGAAGCCAAGUUGCGCGUGGAAUGGUGGUGGAAAAUCAGAGAAGCUUCAUGCAUGUGAAGAGAAUGUAUUCCCAAGGUGCAGCAACAACAUCUCAGCGAAGCAAUGACUAUUUCAGCCCCACUGUCUCUUCAAUCAUGAAACGUAAUAGCAGCUCAAGCAAACCACCACCUCGCCAAACUGCUGUUCAUUCUCCUUCACCCAGAUGGAUGUUUUGAUUCAUUCAUACUUUAUAUAUAUAAUUAUAUAUGAUGUUUCUACUUCAUAAAGUAAAAUUGGAAGAAAAAAAAAA
Cajanus cajan (pigeon pea) is the source of this 2056-nucleotide messenger RNA. RefSeq lists its product as uncharacterized. Lineage: Eukaryota; Viridiplantae; Streptophyta; Magnoliopsida; Fabales; Fabaceae. The record is from RefSeq and is a predicted model, not a curated record.